UGAUUUCGUUACAUUUCGUCGGUAACGCCUUACAGUACGAACAUCUUUGGCGGGAAGAAAAGUAACACGAAAAAAGACGCCACGGAAAUAAAUUUUCUAGAAAUAUUUUAAACGUAAAAUGUUCGUUACAAAAAAGUUGGCGAAAGUGAACAGGGAACUGACGAAGAGAUUAUUCGAAGCUCGCUCUGUGACGUUGAUUUUGAAGAAAGAUUUCUCGCAGAGAGAUGUGGACGUGAAUGAAUUCUUUAAGUUCUACAAUGAGAACAGUUGUCAGGAGGAUCGGUACAAGCCGCUGACUGAGCAGGAUUAUGAUCGAUUUUUGAGUACGAGGGCGGCGCGUAGGGAGCCAGCGCUGACAAGGCAGAUCACAUCCCUCGCCUACAAGGUGGGCAAGGAGAUGAUAUCCCUAGCAGAAGGCAUGCCCAACGAGCAAGUCUUCCCUUUCACACGUCUCUCCAUGGACACAAAGUUCUCUAAACUGGUGUUAGAGGGUAAAGACCUCGCUGCGGCGCUGCAGUAUGUACCGUCUCAAGGUCUCCCAGCCUUACUGUCGGAGCUGCGUAAGUUCCAGUCUGAAGCUCAUCGUCCCCCUGAAGUUCCACGAGACGUGCUCGUCACGAACGGAGGACAGCAUGGUAUCUACCAGUGCGUGGAACUGCUGGUGGAACCUGGUGACCCAGUCAUCACAUGCGAAUACGCCUAUACAGGAAUACAUAGCACUCUAAAACCAUACCAGGCAGAAAUCAUAGGUAUUCCAGAAGAUGAAGACGGAAUGAUACCAGAAACUUUGGACGCAGUUCUAGGGGAGCGGUUGCGACGAGGGUUGAAGAUGCCGAAGAUGAUGUACAUAAUCCCUACUGGCAGUAACCCUACUGGCACAGUUCUGCCCGAAGAGAGGCGGCGACAGAUCUACGAGCUGGCUUGCAGAUACGACUUCCUAAUUGUAGAAGAUGAUCCUUAUAUGUUCUUGAAUUAUACUGAUAGACCAAUCCCAUCAUUUCUUUCAAUGGACACAUGCGGCCGCGUGUUGCGGCUGGACUCUGUGUCGAAGGUAGUAAGUGCUGGUCUGCGAGGCGCCUGGCUGACAGCGCCCAAACCACUACUGCACCGCUUGGAACUACACACGCAAGCUGAACUCUUACAUUCCUGCACUCUAGCACAGGCUAUCCUAUUACAAUUAGUGCAAUGCCGUAAAUCCCUUGCAUCCCACUUGACAAACGCUCGCGAGUUUUAUCGCGAGCGCCGCGACGCUCUCCACGCGGCCCUGAAGCCGGUGGAACAUUUAGCACCAUAUACGAUGCCCGAUGCCGGACUUUUCUUCUGGUUGCGAGUCAACGGUAUCGAAGAUGUCUAUAACAUGGUAUUCCACACUGCAUUUCAACGUGGUCUAAUGUUAGUACCGGGGCAAGCGUUCUUAUACGACAGUAACGCCCCCUGUCCGUAUCUCCGCCUAACAUUUAGUAAAAUCCGUCACGAGGACAUGGACACCGCUGUAAGCAAUCUCGUAGAAAUAAUUCGGGAAGAGCAACAACGCGCUCAACAAAAACCAAAAAGGGUCGCUACUGAAGGAUAGAUGGCGUUGUUUUGUAUUUAACUUUAAGUGCAAAGUUGACCUUAUUUAAUUUUGUAUUUACAACUUUUAAUGAAAUACUAAGUCAACAUUAAUAAUAAACUAAGAAAAUAUGAAUAAAAUUUGUUAUUUUUGUAGUAAUCUAAGAAUUCCAUUAACAAGUAAUAAUAAUUAUUAUUUUGUGUGUGAAUACUUGAAUAUUUAGUUUAGUUAUAUUAAGUAUCAUAUCUAAUAGUAUACUUAUUGUAAUAUACAAAACAAAGGGUUAUCUUUAUUUUGUAAUUAUAAUUUAUUCUGUAGGUAAUCCGAAAUCUUAAAUUGGUACAUAGUUUUAUUUAUAAUCCGCUAGAUGGUGUCUUACUGCUAAAAUACUUUGUUGUAAAUAAUAUAAUAAAACUAUAUUUAUUUGCCACAAAAUGAAUUGACUUCCCAGCUUUUUAUCAUGUGGUAAAUGUUUGUUUUUAUAUAUUUUGGUCUCUUAUAAAGUUCGUACUAAGUUUUAGCUACUGGCCGCUAGAUGGCAGACCAAAUGUUAUUGUAAAAUAUAUUUAAUUACUUUUGUACCUUUAUUUAAAUAUAAUGUUAUUUAACUUAAAUUAUAUCUCCUAUAGUCAUAUUUCUGAUUUAAGAAAUAAAAG
Spodoptera exigua (beet armyworm) is the source of this 2208-nucleotide messenger RNA. The record is from the annotation of a GenBank genome assembly. Lineage: Eukaryota; Metazoa; Arthropoda; Insecta; Lepidoptera; Noctuidae.